Fusarium mangiferae is the source of this 1494-nucleotide messenger RNA. RefSeq lists its product as uncharacterized. Gene Ontology annotation, molecular function: carboxylic acid transmembrane transporter activity. Gene Ontology annotation, biological process: transmembrane transport; carboxylic acid transport. The transcript has 5 exons. Lineage: Eukaryota; Fungi; Ascomycota; Sordariomycetes; Hypocreales; Nectriaceae. The record is from RefSeq and is a predicted model, not a curated record. Gene Ontology annotation, cellular component: plasma membrane. Bases 1 to 1494 code for a protein of 497 amino acids.
AUGCUGGGGUUCGGCAAGAAACGCGAGGGCGAUGCCUCUGACGAAGCCCCUCAUGAUGAAGUGCACACGCCUCAAGACGACGUCCCCCAAAGACCUUGGAUGGAGACUGCCCUCCCAGUGUUUGCUUGCGGUGCUGGUCUUUUCUCAGAUGGCUACAUCAACAACGUCAUUGGUUCCGUCAACACCACCUUGAAACGACAAUAUGGAGAUGUUUAUGCCAACUCUAAUGCCUUCAAAUACGUUUCUGAUAUCGCCUUCGCUGGAACAGUCGUUGGCCAGCUUGUCUUUGGUUUCCUUGCUGAUCAUUGGUCGCGAACUAAUACCCUCAUGGUUUCGACUGUUAUUCUCAUCAUUUUCACUGCUCUGGCAGCUGGGUCUUACUGGCAUGGACAGGCGGUCGGAAUGUUUAACAUGCUGACCGCUUGGCGAUUUUUCGUCGGUAUCGGUAUUGGAGGUGAAUAUCCCGCUGGUAGUGUCGGAUGCGCCGAGUCCAGUGGCCAGAUGAAGAAAGGAACCAGAAACCGUUGGUUCAUUCUCUUCACAAACUCAAUGAUCGACUUUGGCUUCGUCAUUGGCGCUUUCGUCCCUUACGUUGUUGCCGCCGCAUGCCAUAAUGGCCACUACAGCACCAUCUGGAGAACCAGUCUCGGCAUUGGAGUUGUCUUCCCUCUCGUCCUGUUCGUUCUUCGGCUUCGACUCAAGGAGCCCGAGGAAUUCGCCAAGGAGUCGAUGAGACGCCAAACACCAUACUCGCUGGUUCUGCGCUACUACUGGUUCCGUCUCCUCUGUGUCAGCCUGGUUUGGUUCCUCUAUAACUUCUCCUCUUACGCCUUUGGUAUCUACUCCUCCUCGAUUCUUGCCGGUAUCUAUGGCGAUGGCGCAAAUCUAACCACUGUUUUUGGCUGGAACACCGUCAUCAACAUGUUCUAUCUGCCAGGUACUCUUAUUGGUGCAUUUGUCAGUGACUGGAUCGGCCCUCGAUACACUCUUAUCCUCGGUGUUACUCUCCAAGCCAUCGUCGGCUUUAUCAUGGCCGGUGUUUACGACAAGAUCUCCACCCAGAUUGCGGCUUUUGCCGUCGUCUUCGGAAUCUUCCAAGCUCUUGGUGAACUCGGUCCCGGAAACAAUAUCGGUCUUCUCGCUGCAAAGACAUGUGCUACUGGUGUCCGUGGCCGAUACUACGGUAUCGCUGCUGCCGUUGGCAAGAUUGGUGCUUUCGUCGGUACCUAUGUGUUUCCCUACAUCCAGGCCGCUGGAGGAAACAAGACUGAGUCCGCCCAGUACCCUUUCUGGGUCUCAUCCAGUCUCUGCAUCCUCUCAGCUCUCAUCGUGUUCUUCUGCAUCCCCCACGUUGGACAAGACACCAUUACUGUUGAAGAUCAAAAGUUCCGUGAAUACCUGCAGGCCAAUGGAUACGAUACUGCGCAGAUGGGCUUCGACUCUGUUGGUAUCGAGGGCGGAGAAGUGAAUGUCACAAAAGCAGACGAGAAGUGA